CCGCCGCCCGACUGUUUCUCGGAGUCUUGUUGAGAGCUCUCGCGAUAUCUGACAUCUUCUGCUCUGACGUUGGGGGAUAGCGACGCCUGAUGGAAUGACGGCAGGCCAUCAUCCAGCAUCUGCCUUCAUUGUCGUCUCCAUCCUCCCCUUCGUGUCUCUCGCCCUCGUAUUGCCGAAACUCCGGCCGAUGCCGACACGCCGAUAACAUGGCUCUUAAUCUGGAGAAACAGCUAGUAUUCUAUGGAUCAUACCACCAUGACCCGGUCAACAUUGGCAUACAUAUCACCUGUGUGCCCAUUUUACUGAUGACCGGGUUCAUGCUUGCAACGAACUCGCCGGCAAUUCCACUGCCACCAUGGAUGACCAUUCCUAAUCUGCCUGCCAACCUGGGCACAAUGGCCUGUGUAGUUUACUCGACCCUCUACGUGCUCAUGGAACCGGUAGCGGGCGGGAUGCUGGCUCCUUUGCUGUUGGCAGGGACGGCAUACGGCAAUCACUUGACGAGCGCCUACGGGAUGAAGGCGAACUACAUCGCAAUCGGCAUCCACAUCGCCUCCUGGAUUGCCCAAUUCAUCGGCCACGGCAUUUUCGAAGGGCGUGCUCCUGCACUCGUCGACAACUUGGUGCAGGCUAUCUUCCUCGCGCCAUUCUUCGUCUGGAUGGAGAUCCUCUUCGCUUUCGGGUACCGACCCGAGCUGAAGUCGCGGCUGGAUCAGAGCGUCGAGAAGGAAGUCACAAAGUUCAGGGGCGAGAAGGGAUCGAAGACGAACGGGACGGGUAAUGGACAUGCGAAAUGAUAUUGACGCAGCGAUCCUUUUUUCAUUACAUAGCGGUGUUUCGUCCGAGCGUAGGGUUUUCUAUGGGACGGCGUAACUGGUGUAGAAAGCCUGUAUAUGUCCAGUUUCUGCGCCUCCUACCUUGUGUUACUGACAUGGCAGGGUGAAGUUGGCGAGUGGAUGUCAAACACCUCUCUCACAUCGCCGUAUGGCUUGAGUCAGAUUUUACGAGUCCUGAUUGAAAUGCUAAUCGAAUGUCUGCU
This is a messenger RNA of Neohortaea acidophila, 1039 nucleotides long. RefSeq lists its product as uncharacterized. NCBI's taxonomy places the organism in Eukaryota, Fungi, Ascomycota, Dothideomycetes, Mycosphaerellales, Teratosphaeriaceae. The transcript has 4 exons. The coding region runs from base 207 to 797 and encodes 196 amino acids. Gene Ontology annotation, cellular component: endoplasmic reticulum. Gene Ontology annotation, biological process: sphingoid catabolic process. The record is from RefSeq and is a predicted model, not a curated record.